AUUUUAAGGAUAUUAUAGUAAUAACAAUAAUAAUGUUUCCGAGUUAUCAUUUUUUGUACUAAUCCACAUCUAUUCUGUGAAUAAAUUUCGUCCAACUCUAAAUUUCAUUUGUAUUUUUCAAAUAGGAUUUUAUUCUUUUAUUAUUCGAUUGUCAAUUUUAGACAUUCGUAUUGUAAUCGUUUAUCCCCGACAUUUUCUCUUUCAUUAUCCACAGAACGUGUGACGUGUGCGACUCUAUUAGCACAAUUCUCUUGUUUGACAUCGACAAUCUACUGAAAAAAUAAUCAGUGAAGUGUUAAAACUCAACAGGUUAUUACAGUUGUUUAGGGUCCUUUUGAACUACCAAAAUGAACAAAAAGUGUGCUAGAUGUGAUAAAACCGUUUAUUCUAUUGAAGAACUCAAAUGUUUAGACAAAGUAUGGCAUAAGCAAUGUUUCAAAUGUCAGUCUUGUGGUAUGACACUGAAUAUGAGAAAUUACAAAGGAUUCAACAAAGAACCUUACUGCGAAGCACACAUACCAAAAGCCAAACAUACAACCGUGGCAGAAACUCCUGAAUUAAAAAGAAUUGCUGAAAACACAAAAUUACAAUCUAAUGCAAAAUAUCAUGCAGAAUUUGAAAAAACCAAAGGCAAAUUAACUCAAGUUGCUGAUGAUCCUGAAACUCUAAGAAUUAAAGCAAAUACAAAAAUUAUAAGCAAUGCAGCAUAUCAUGGUGACUUUUUGAAGAAGGCAGAAAUGGAACAACGUAGAAAUUUAAAUGGAAAUAACACAAUCAAUGAUGUACCUGCAAACAAAAAUAUUUUUGUAAAUAAAUCUCAAAAUCAUGAUACCAUAGUUAAACAAAACAAUGCACCACAACAAAAUUAUAAUUCUCCAAACAAUGAUGGGAGGUAUUUACAUAAAAAGAAUGAUAAUGUCCAUUAUCAUCCUAGAAUAGAAGAAUCAAAUAAAGUUCCAGCAUGUUUAAACCGGCAAACUUCUACUUUAAUUUAUUCUUCAGAUGGAAACACGGUACCUAAUACAUACAGUCAUCACAUUGGAUCAAUUGCUGAUUAUGAUCCAUUACAAAAGCAAACACCUUAUGGUAAAGUGAAUCAUAUACCAGACAACCACAACUUUGGAAGAGUUUACAGAGCUAUGUAUGAUUAUGAAGCUCAAGAUCACGAUGAAGUUUCAUUCACAGAUGGAGAUUUAAUAGUAAAUUGUGCUGCUGUUGAUGAUGGUUGGAUGACAGGUGUUGUUCAAAGAACAGGAAAAUCUGGCAUGUUACCUGCAAAUUAUGUUCAGCCAGCUGCUAUUUAAAAUUAAAAGUUCUAUUUUUAUAACUUUUGUUAAAAAUUUAUGUUUUUAAAUUUAAUUAAAAUCAGAUUUUUAAAUUGAAUUCCUUCUAAUUUAUAAAAAUAAUUAAUAUAAUAAUAUAUAUUUGUGAUAUAUCAAAUUUACAACGAUUGUAUUACUAAGUUUCUACAUAUAGAAACAAUCCUUAAUCACAUUCCAAUCAUUUUGUGGUUUUAAUACAUUUAUUUGUAAAAUUAUACCUCUUCAUUUUAGUUUUAAAAAUUUCUUUUUAUUUAUUUUGUUUCUUUUUAAAAUUUUCUCUUGUAUAAUUUUUUUCUUUUGAUUAAAAACUUCUUUUUUUUUGAAUUUGUAAGUAAAUACUCUCAAAAAUUAAGAUGUAGCUUUAUAUUAAUGUGCCAAUGAUAUUUUUCAAGUCAUUUGAUUUUUAUUUGAUUUCAUGAAGUUUAAGACAAACUUCAAAUUAUUAAAUUGGUCAACUUGACAUUUAUUAUGUAUUCCUACAUUAAACCCACUGAAAAGCUUAUAUUUUUAAGGGUUGUCUCACAUUUCUAUUGUAUUUCCUAAUAAGAAUUAUUUUACGUAUAUAAUUAUGUUAUUGCUUAUGUUAAUUUAAACUACAGUAUUUAAAAAAAUUUUUAUGAUUCCUUUUUUUUGUGAAGUAUUAUAAUGUAUUAAAUUAUUAUUGGAUUAUAAUUCUUAUUGAAUACUUUUAACAUUUCACUUAUAUUUUUCCAUACAUAAUUGUACACUAAACUUGUAUCUUCCUAGACUAUUAUGUUUGUGUUAUUUCAAUAUCAUUGUAUUUAAGUUAAUUAGUCUUUUUUUUUAAUGUUAAAUUUUUGUGUGUUGUUAUAAUAUUUAUUGUGACUGCUAAGUUUCAAAAAAUUGUCACUGAAUUCGUUCAGUAUUAAUUUUCAAUGCGCUUUGUUAUUUCAUAUUAUUUUAAGAUAUGUUAAAUAUCUUCAUUUAAUCAUAUUUUCUUUUACCAUUCCUCUUAUAGUUUUGUUCAUUAAAUACAUUAUUUUUAAUUGUUUAAUUAUUACAAUUUACUAAUAAACUAAAUUUUAAAUUGA
Messenger RNA from Daktulosphaira vitifoliae (grape phylloxera), 2374 nucleotides. RefSeq names its product LIM and SH3 domain protein Lasp. NCBI's taxonomy places the organism in Eukaryota, Metazoa, Arthropoda, Insecta, Hemiptera, Phylloxeridae. The record is from RefSeq and is a predicted model, not a curated record. Bases 348 to 1304 code for a protein of 318 amino acids. Gene Ontology annotation, molecular function: actin filament binding. The transcript is spliced from 9 exons. Gene Ontology annotation, cellular component: focal adhesion.